AUGUCAAGGUUUCCCAGUCCUCCAUCUCUGGCAGAAAUGUCCGCUGGCCCUGUAGCUGACAGCUGGUGCCACACACAGAUCCAGGUAAUGAAAUUCUCCCACAUGUGGACAAUCAAUAACUUCAGCUUUUGCAGGCAGGAAGUGGGUGAAUUCAUGGAAAGUUCAACCUUUUCAUCAGAAGCCAAUGAUCAACUGAAAUGGUGUUUGAGAGUAUACCCAAAAGGGCAAGAUGAAGAAAGCAAAGAUUACCUGUCACUUUUUCUGGUUCUGGUCAGCUCUUCAAACAGUAUAUCUUUGGCAAAAUUCAAAUUUUCUUUCCUGAUUGACAAGGAAGAAAAAACAUUCGAAAUUAUAUGCAUGAAGAGUUGCUAUACAUGUAGCUUUGCACAAGGCCAAGAAUGGGGAUUCAAGAAAUUCAUCCCUUUAGAUGUUCUCUUGCAUGAAGGCGACAGUUUGCUACCUGAUGACAAGCUGACCCUCUUCUGUGAGGUGUCACAAGAUUCCAUCCCCAUUUUUGGACAGAAUCGCAGGAAGAUGAUGGAGGUUCCUGAGUGCCAGCUGGCCCAUGAGCUACGAGGACUUUGGGAGAAUUCCUGGUUCACAGACUGUUGCUUUUGUGUGGCUGGCCAGGAAUUCCAGGCUCACAAAGCUAUCUUAGCAGCUCGUUCUCCAGUGUUUAGGUCCAUGUUUGGACAUGUAAUGCAGGAGAGCAAAACGAACCUGGUGGAAAUCAUUGACUUGGAGCCUGGAGUGUUUAAGGAAAUGAUGUGCUUCAUCUACACGGGGAAGGCUCCCAACCUGGACAAGAUGGCUGAUGGUUUGCUGGCAGCUGCUGACAAGUAUGCCCUGGAGCGUUUGAAGGUCAUGUGUGAGGAAGCCCUCAGCAGUCAGCUGUCUGUGGAGAAUGCUGCAGAAAUGCUCACCUUGGCUGACCUCCACAGUGCAGAUCAAUUGAAAACUCAGGCAGUGGAUUUCAUCAACUCUCAUGCUGAGGAUGUUAUGGAUACUGAGGGGUUUCAAGAGAAGGUGGCAUCCAAUCCCAGCUUGGUGACUGAGCUGUACCGCUCUCUGGCUUCAGCACAGGGCCGCUGUCUGGGACCCCCACUCAAGUGCCUGAAACAGUCCUGA
Messenger RNA from Pipistrellus kuhlii (Kuhl's pipistrelle), 1128 nucleotides. Its product is annotated as speckle-type POZ protein-like. Bases 1 to 1128 code for a protein of 375 amino acids. Gene Ontology annotation, biological process: regulation of proteolysis; proteasome-mediated ubiquitin-dependent protein catabolic process. Gene Ontology annotation, cellular component: cytoplasm; nucleus. NCBI's taxonomy places the organism in Eukaryota, Metazoa, Chordata, Mammalia, Chiroptera, Vespertilionidae. The record is from RefSeq and is a predicted model, not a curated record. The transcript has a single exon. Gene Ontology annotation, molecular function: ubiquitin protein ligase binding.